AUGGAAGGCUCAAAGGAUGGUUCAGAUCUCAAAGAGUCAACACCUCGUACGAGCCCAUCCUCGAGACAGCGGGCUCCGACGAUUACAAUUGAUACUUCCGCUGUCAAUUUUCCCCAGAAUGUUACCGCCCCUUCCCGAGAAUCAUCGUCGCCUUCGAACCCCCCAUCUCCCGCCCAGCGUCAGCGAUCCUCAACCACCGAGAACAGGCCGUUGCUGUUAUUUGAGUCAAGACUUGCCUCACCUUACAAUACCUUGCAACCUACUCCCAGAGGAAACGACAAGUCACCAGAUCCGCAUAAUCUCCUUGCUAUUCCAGGCACGCGCUCGAGGGGUAGCUCGCUCGAUCACCACUCCCUAUCAUCGUAUGGUGGAGAGACUCUAUUCCCAACGCCUACUGUAUCAGAUUAUGAGGGCUCUCAAGGUGAAUCAAGUGAGGCCAUAUCCGUUAAUAGGCUAGGACAUGAUGAUCCGUUAAAAGCCGAUCCCGGGGAGGAACACAAAUUUCACGUCGAGGAUAACCCGUUCGCCUUCUCACCGGGCCAGCUUUCCAAAUUGUUCAGUCCUCAGAGCCUCGCAGCUUUCUGUGCUUUAGGAGGAUUGCAGGGUCUUGUGCUCGGCCUGCGAACACACCGCUCCAGCGGAUUGAGCCUAGAUGAGACAGCCUUGGACGGAACUGUAGGGUUCGAUGAAGUUACUGCGACUACAAGUUCAGCCUUUCCCCGCAAAGGAAAGCUAUCUCCUCGUGGCCUUGUGCGAUCCACGACGUCCUCAUCAAUACGCCAUGCAAGCUCUGAGCGGUAUGUGGAUAGAAAGCGCGUCUUUGGCAUCAGUCGUCUCCCAGAGAAGAAGAGCAAGAAUCUCUUGCAAAUCAUGUGGAUAACCUUCAACGACAAGGUGCUGAUUAUUCUCACUGUCGUCGCUGCCAUCUCCCUGGGCUUGGGUCUGUACCAGGACUUUGGACAGUCAGGCAAGUACGGUGGACCCAAGGUUAGGUGGGUGGAGGGAGUGACAAUCAUGGUCGCCGUCGCCAUCGUCGUAGUUGUUGGAUCUGUGAAUGAUUACCAGAAAGAGCGACAAUUUGUCAAGCUCAAUCAAAAGAAACAUGAUCGCAUCGUGAAGGCCAUUCGGUCAGGAAAGUCAAUGCAAAUCUCAAUCUACGAUGUCCUUGCCGGAGAUGUGUUAUACUUGGAACCCGGUGAUCUCGUCCCCGCAGAUGGCGUGUUCAUUUCCGGUCACAAUGUCCGCUGCGACGAGUCAUCUGUCACCGGCGAAUCUGAUCAGAAGAAGAAGACCUCAGGCGACGAGGUAAUGGCUCGAAUCGAAGCGGGAGCAAGCGUUAAUAAGCUUGAUCCAUUUAUUAUCUCAGGAAGUAAGGUAUUGGAAGGGACUGGCGCGUAUUUGGUUACCGGUGUUGGCGUGCACAGCAGCUACGGAAAAUUGAUCGUGGCCAUGACGGAUGAUGCUGAAGCGACUCCGACGCCGCUGCAGAUCAAGUUGAAUAUUAUGGCCGAGCAGAUUGCCAAAUUUGGCUGUGCCGUCGCUCUCCUCCUCUUCAUCGUACUCUUCAUCAAAUUCCUCGCGCAGCUGACGAGAGGCCAAGAUGCGCCAGCUCAAAAGGCGCAGGACUUCUUGCAAAUUGUGAUCGUGGCCAUUACGAUAAUUGUUAUUGCAGUUCCAGAAGGGCUUCCACUUGCAGUCACACUCGCUUUGGCUUUCGCAAUGACGAGAAUGUUAAAGGACCACAAUCUGGUGCGGGUGCUGAGCUCGUGCGAAACAAUGGGCAAUGCAACGGCUAUCUGCUCCGACAAGACUGGGACACUCACAAUGAACAAGAUGACUGUGGUAGCGGGGUGUUUAGGCACUGCUUGUCAGUUUGGGAUUCAGGAAGGGCCAAUUAAUCAAGACCAAGAAAAUAGCGAGCAAGCUGCUUCUGGUGACUCGGUGGCCGUCUCACUCAGCGAACUCGCUUUAUUGCUCUCUGCAGAGGUCAAAGAUCUCCUCUCACAAUCUGUCGCUGUAAACUCUACGGCGUUUGAGGGCGAAGAGGGCGGUCAUCGUACUUUUAUCGGCUCCAAGACCGAAACAGCGUUACUCUCAUUCGCCAAGGCGCAUUUGGGUAUGGGGCCGGUCAAUGAAGAACGCGCAAACGCCAAUAUUGUUCAGAUAUUCCCUUUCGAUUCUGGCAGAAAGUGUAUGGCAUCCGUGGUCAGAUUACACGACAACACCUACCGGAUGUAUGUGAAAGGGGCUUCGGAGAUUUUGCUGGGCAACUGCACACGAAUUGUUGCAGAUGUGACGAAGCUUACGAAGAGCGUCGAAUUGACGAUGGAUAUCCGCAUCUCAUUGACCAAUGCCAUUAACAACUAUGCUGCCAAAUCGCUGCGAACGAUCGGCGUCGUCUACCGUGAUUUCAGAACUUGGCCUCCGCCCGGAGCCAAGACGCUUGAAGAUGAUCCGAGGGAAGCAGUGUUUGAAGAUAUACUCGAUGAAAUGGUGUUUCUUGCUAUUGUCGGUAUCCAGGAUCCCCUCAGGCCAGGUGUCAAAGAGGCAGUUGGACAGUGUCAGCACGCAGGUGUGUUUGUGAGGAUGGUCACAGGUGACAAUAUGGGGACAGCAAAAGCUGUUGCUGAGGAAUGCGGGAUCUACACUCAAGGCGGAAUCGUUCUGGAAGGACCCGAAUUUCGAAAGCUGUCCAACACUCAGAUGGAUCGGAUUAUCCCACAGUUGCAAGUGCUUGCUCGAUCCAGUCCUGAAGACAAGAGAAUCCUUGUGAAGAGGUUAAAGGAGCUGGGUGAGACUGUGGCCGUCACUGGUGAUGGGACGAAUGACGGACCGGCUCUGAGGGCAGCUGAUAUUGGUUUCUCGAUGGGCAUUUCUGGUACCGAGGUAGCAAAGGAAGCUUCAUCAAUUAUCCUUAUGGACGAUAACUUCUCGUCUAUCGUCAAGGCUUUAGAAUGGGGCAGAGCGGUUAACGAUGCAGUUAGGAAGUUCUUACAGUUCCAACUUACUGUCAACAUUACUGCAGUCAGUGUCACGUUUGUGUCUGCAAUAGCCAGCCCUAACGAAGAACCAAUCCUAACCCCUGUUCAAUUGCUCUGGGUUAACCUUAUUAUGGACACAUUUGCUGCUCUUGCUCUAGCUACGGACCCACCGCCUCGAAGCAUUCUUGAUAGAAAACCGGACCUGAAAUCGGCACGUUUAAUCACAUUGAACAUGUGGAAGAUGAUUAUCGGACAAUCUAUAUAUCAGUUGAUUGUGGUUCUAGCCCUCAAUUUUGCUGGUAAUGAGAUACUGGGUUACAAGACCGAGUAUGAGAAGAGCCGGCUGGAGACUUUGAUUUUUAACAUUUAUGUCUGGAUGCAGCUUUUUAACCAGCUCAACAAUCGCCGUCUCGAUAAUAAGUUCAAUGUCUUCGAAGGUAUUCGCCGAAACUGGUUCUUCAUUGGCAUCAACCUCAUCACGAUCAGCGGACAAGUGCUCAUUAUAUGUGUUGGCUCCAGUGCCUUGUCCACUAUUCGACUCAGUUGGGCACAAUGGGGCAUAUCCCUUAUCCUUGGAGCGAUCUCUCUUCCUGUAGCAGUGCUUAUCCGCCUCAUUCCUGACGAUUUUAUCGGAAAGUUUAUUCCCAGUGCAAGCGACCAAAGCUCGACGCCGCGGAGCGAAUGGAACGAUUCCCUGAAGAAUAUCCGUGAACAGCUCACUUUCUUCAGAAAGAUCCGUGGUGGGCGACUUCAAGCCCUCAUGUUCAAAUUGCAACGUCCGCGGGAGCUCUUGCUAAGCUCCAAUCGAGAUUCGAUCCCUAGGACGCCAAACAGUCAGGCAAACGGAGAUGCAGGGCCUCCCGAUUAUAGUUUGAUGCGCUCCAGAUCAAACUCCGCCCUCGGAUCUGCUGCUGCGAUGGCCGGAGUCAUAGCUGGGAGCAUUGCUGGAUGGUCGCCUCUCGAACAUGGCACAACUAGGGAUGACGACUCCAUCAGGUUCUCUAGCUCGCGGCGGAGGCCUAACCUCGAGAAUUAA
Hyaloscypha bicolor E is the source of this 4017-nucleotide messenger RNA. RefSeq names its product calcium-translocating P-type ATPase. The transcript has 4 exons. Gene Ontology annotation, molecular function: P-type calcium transporter activity; ATP binding; ATP hydrolysis activity. Gene Ontology annotation, biological process: intracellular calcium ion homeostasis; calcium ion transmembrane transport. Gene Ontology annotation, cellular component: intracellular membrane-bounded organelle; membrane. The coding region runs from base 1 to 4017 and encodes 1338 amino acids. Lineage: Eukaryota; Fungi; Ascomycota; Leotiomycetes; Helotiales; Hyaloscyphaceae. The record is from RefSeq and is a predicted model, not a curated record.